Molecule: messenger RNA, 6040 nt
Organism: Paramuricea clavata
Lineage: Eukaryota; Metazoa; Cnidaria; Anthozoa; Malacalcyonacea; Plexauridae
Source: the annotation of a GenBank genome assembly
GGAAAAGAAAUAUUAAUUAGCACCUGAAAUGUUCGUUGGGCACGACUUCCGCCACGCCCUUUUGGUCAGGCAAAACAAGCUCACCCCCCAGCCGUAAUACCCAAGUUACGGCCCUGGUUGCAAACACAUGUUGUUGACAAGUUGUGAGAUUUUUACGUGUGUAGAGUACCUCGAGGUACGAAUAUGAUCCCCUCGAAUACACACGUAAAAACGCACAAGUUGUUACAGGUCUGCAAACAAGUUGUCACAAAUCUGUUCACAAGCUAGCUGUUAGCUGUCGACACGUUGUGUUUGCACUACUUGUCCCUAGUUGCUUGUGUGAUGUUACUAUGAGUCUAUGAGUGUAUAUCCACGACCUUUGGAAUUCGUAGGUUCGAAUCCCACCGUGGCCAGGCAUAUUUUCCAAGCCUGCCCGGUGUGAAUAUACACUCAGAGUAACAUCACACAAGCAUCUUAUUCACCUGAGUACAUUACACCAACACAGCAAAUUUCAUGAUUGUCCCUAGUUGUUGCCAAAAAAGUUACUCUUUUUUGUGAAUACCAUUGGUUCAUGGUUCGUAUCAAGACGCACAAAAAGACAGAAAUGAAAUAUUUAACUACAUGUAUAAUAACACCAAAGAAUCAUAGGCUGUGUAAUGUUUUAACCGACAGAUCGAAUGAAUUCAACACCCGCACGCGAUAUUAAAAAUGUAUUAGUACUGUGAAUUUCGCAGUUCGGUUCUGGGAAUUCCUAAUUCGCUGCAUGACGUUGCACAGUCCACGCCAACAGUGCUCAGGCAUAGUUUCACCGCAAAUUAAGGAGGUCAUCACAACACUUGCACGAAGUGGACAGAACCAUUACCAAGUCAAAGUUGAAUUUACAGAAGAAAGUUUCUCCUAUUCACUGAGGUGAGUUAAAACUUUGGUAUGGUUGGUCAAUACCAACUGUCUAGUUUUCCCUUCAUACAAAAUCCGCAUUGCCCCUUUAAUUGGCCGAUUUUAUAGACUGUGAAAAUCAAGCACGUCACUCAUCUACGACAAGGUAAGCUUGACUUUACACAGUACAAAUAAAGUUGAAAACAGGUUGCAUGUAACAGGGCCUUGUACCAAUCAGCUGUUCCCGAAAUUGUAUCUAUACUAGUCUGCAACACUUCCUCCCACUAUCUGUCCUUUUUCUCAAGAACAAUUAACCAGUGGAAGUGAGACUCUGUAGAGCAGUACUCCUUCAAACAUUUUUACAAAUUGUAACACAGCUGACAAUUUCACUGCUGUCUCAUUCUAGUAACGUUUAGUAUGUUAUUGCGACCCUCCGCCGAUCUUGGGGAUCGCGGGGGCUCUGUUUGUAUGUUUGGUCGUCAAUAAACGCAUAUUUUGCAAGGGAAAUUUUCUUUGGAGAUUGUGCCUACGUGGCGAUUGGGCAUUCUGGCACUCCCCAUCUCCGGUUUCGACUUGGGCCGCUUUUGGUCUUGAUAGUUUUCUUUUAUUUAACUGUUCAUUAUCUUGACUUAAAUAGUUUAUUAUUAUUCAACUUUUUUUUUGGAUUAGCAACAUAUGUAUAUUCUGCUAACCCCCAACAAAUAAUCGUCAUGCUGAAGUGGAAGUCGGUCUUGUGCAUGAUAAAUUUGAUCCUGUAGAAUGGGUCAAUGCGCUGUUGCGCUCCUAAGUUGCAAUAUUGGAAGAAAUGUAUAAUAUGGUCUUAACAAGAAAUCUUGACAGGCUUUUUUUACCGCAUGAGGGCCUCUACAAAGCCCAAAUACCAAACUUUAGAUAAUACGCUAUGCUAACACCUAACAUAUCAUUUGCAUAUCUACCUCUUGCUUGUAAUAAAUAGUCUGUUUAUAUUUUAUCUAGUUAUACAUCUAAACAAUUUCUUUCAUCUAGACCUAGCUUUUGUUGAAACAGUUCUUUCGAACAUAUUAUUAUAUGAACACGUUGAAUUUGUACUUCAGUGGCCAAGAAUUCCACUGAAGUCAUACAUGACAUGUCACAAUUAAAAUCACAGCUUGAACUGCUACUCGCAUUGUGUAUAAAUUGCGUAUGUCGACUUCUCGAGCCAUAUUUUGACAUAAUUAAAGAUAAGUCUGAAACAUUUGAAGUUGAUCACGUGUACGUAUUUUCGAACUUGCGAAUAAAAAAAUAACUCCAGAUCACUGAUAUCUAGAUAUAUCAGCGUAUAAAUCAUGUAAACCAUGAAAUAAACCAAUAAAACUCAUCUUUAUAUAGUAUUCAGCAUUCUUUUAUAUACGUGCAUCCUAAAUAGUUUUCUUUAUAUAAAGAAUACUAAUGAAACGGCAUCUAUUGUAGUCGUGUUUGAAGUAUUCAAAACACUUGUAGUCGUGUUUUAUCAUAUCUAUUAAACUCAUUUUCAUAGGCCUACUUAAAUGAUAAAUUAGUGAAGCGCUCAGGCAUUCGAACUAGGUCAACAAGACAAUCUGACGACAUUAAUAGACAACUUGCAUGUUAGACAAAUUUUUUAUCUAGCCGAUCUAGGCACAACAAAAGUAACUUCCCGUUAAGAACUUAUUAAAAUUAGUAAAAGUGCAAAAUUUGGUUGCAAAAUGUUGUAAAGCUUGGAAAAUAUAGCCUUGCAAAGUUUGCAUAUUUUCAGUAUAUUUGUAUUACUUGCGGAAAUUGUUACCAUUUUUGAGCCGAAAAUGGUAACAAUUUCCGCUCGUAAUACAAAUAUACUGAAAAUUUGCAAACUUUGCAAGGCUAUAUUUUCUAAGCUUUACAACAUUUCGCAACCAAGUUUUGCACUUUUACUAAUUUCAGUAUGUUCUUUUUAGCUGUUGUGUUUUAUCCCCUUUUCUCUGCUUAGAUUAAAAUUUAGUCUAACAUGCAAGUUGUCCAUUGAAUUAAAUGUAGGCCUACACACGUAGCUAAAAACGCAUGAGUCUGCAAACAAAUUGUUAAGGCUCGUUUACACUUGCAAUUUUUGCUGCGAUUUCGAGUGCAAUUUUCUCUUACUGGUGGAUGUGAACGAGUAAAUAAGUUAUGAAUGAUCUGAGUACAUGUCUCACUGAUGUACCCUCGUCUGAACAUUCAUAACUCAUCCACUCGUUCACAUCCAUCAGACGAAGAAAAUCGCACCUAAAGUCGCAGCAAAAAUUGCAAGUGUAAACAGGCCUUUACAAAUCUCUGUUCACAAGCUGUCGACAAGUUGUCUUCGCACUGCUUGUUCCCAGUUGUUGUAACAAGAUUGGAACAAGCUGUUAUAAACAACUUGUAACAAUCUUGAUGGCAUUAUUACACUUGUUACAAGGUUGUUCUGACAAGUCUGAUCAUAGUUAAUAGAGGAGAUGGUUUGGAAACUCGUUAAAGUGCAUAUGACAUGAAAUUUCUUAUUUUCUUAAACGAAAGAACUCUUUAAGCUGUAGUGUAACUUAUUUUUCAGUUUCUUGUUUUUAUGGUUUGUUCCCGAGAUAUUUCAAUUUGUUUGAUAUGUAAAUGAUGUGAAUAUGUCCGCUAAUUUAUGACGUCACGUUGGUUGCAGGCUCAACUUACACUGGUUAUAAAUCUAUUAACUCUAAAAACUGUAGAUAUCUGUUCACGUUUUUCUACAGUGUUUCAUCACAUUUACCAGUGAGUGAAGUUUGAAAUUAUCAUCUUGGAUGAUAGCAAUGAUAUUCAACCAUUUUGAAGAGCUUGCAACCAACAUGACGUCAUAAAUUAGCGGACAUAUUCACACUCAUUUACAUAUCAAAUAAAUUGAAAUAUCUCGGGAACAAACCAUAAAAACAAGAAACUGAAAAAUAAGUUACACUACAGCUUAAAGAGUUCUUUCAUUUAAGAAAAUAAGAAAUUUCAUGUCAUAUGCACUUUAAUUUAAAUAAAAUAAAAUCACAAUAAAACUCAUUAUCUAUGAUGUUCAGGUUUAUGCAAAAAUGUGGUCUUUCAUCGUCACGUGUGUAUUGUAUUUUUCUCAAGUCAACCAAUAGGAAUGUUCAAAAUGUCUUAUUGUUAAAGUCAUGGAUGGGCAAUUGGACAAAACCGUCGCUAUUGGCUGGUUGAGCAAAAAUACAAUACGCACGUGACGAUGAAAGACCACAUUUUUGCAUAAACCUGAACAAAAACAUAGAUAGUGAGGUUUAUUGUAAUGCUAAUAAGUUUCCAAACCAUCUCCUCAAUUAACUAUGGUCUGAUACAGUCAUGAUAUAACAAGAAUGUUACAAGGUUGACGACAUAAAGUUGAAACAAUAUUGUUAUAUCAUGACUGUAUCGGACUUGCUGGAACAACCUUGCAACAAGUCUGAUAAUAUCAACAAGGUUGUUAUAACUGUUAAAAAGUCGUCCCAUAUUUGUUGAGAACUGGACAAGCAGUGCGAGCACAACUUAUUGACGGCUUGUUGGCAGAGUUGCUAAUUGUUGUGAGAUUUUUGCGUGUGUAUAACAAAUUCCCAAACUUUCGCCGUAGAACCAGCAGUUUCAAGAUGUACAAUCAGGGAUCAGACCACCAAAAGGCUCCCCCAAACUACCCCCAACCGGACAAUCUGGUUUCUCGACAUGACCCUGCUCUCCAACGACAUGGCAGUGAGGGUGGCUUCUAUCCCCCUCCACAGCUGGGCAGGGAUUCCUACCCCCCUCCACAGCCAAGUGGGGGUGGCUACCCACCUCCAGAUGCCUACCCCUCAUUUCCCGUCCACCAACAACCUGGAAACACCGUGCACAACACAAAUACAACAGUUGUAAUACAACAGCAACCUGCAGCGGUGAUUGUCCAGGGACGAGACUGGAGUACUGGAAUGUGUGCUUGUUGUGACGACUGUGGAGUUUGUAAGUCAGGGGGGAGAGGGGCGGGUCAAAGGGGAAAUGUCCGGGAACUCUGAACUAUCAAGGGACCAAACAAAAUUGGAUCAUAAUGAAAGUGCCACGUCUGUUCUUCCCGCGUUCCCCAGUGAAAAUAGUGGGAGCGGCAUUCUUCCCCGGCCCAUCUUUCAACCAUUUCCCGUUGCGUUUUCUCUUCCAGUGCUGAGAUGAAUUAAUGUUAGACAGAGUAAAAUUGUCUGCUGUUAGACGGGAUAACAUAAUCUGGCAUUAGACAGUAAAAUUAUAAAGUAGAGCGCAUUGAUUGGGGAGCAAUGCGAUGGGUUAAUCGCCUGAUUGGAACAUUUGAAAUGCACAGAAACCUCUGUCAAGGAGAGAGCUUCAGAACCAUUGAUCACAGGGGGUAAAAAAAUACACUAGUUUCCAUAAAUUCGAUUUUGUUUCCAGGUCUUCUUGGCUGGUGUUGCCCGUGCAUUCUUCAAUGCAUGGUCAGUAGUAAAGCUGGUGAGUGUUGUUGUGUCGCAGCCUUGUGUCCAAUUGCUCUGAGAACCAAGAUCAGGACAAGACAUAACAUUGUGGUAAGUAAUAGCUCUUUCUCGUCUCUACCAGUCUUGUACCCUCAGCUGUUUUGAGUUGCUAUGUGUGGCGCCACACAACGGCGUAGCACGCCAAAGCGCCUGGGUAUACGAGGCUGGGUCCUCUAGGCAGAACAGUUUGAAACUGAUAUAGCUAUGUAGUAUAAAUAAAACUGGUUUAGGUUUCCACCUGUAGUCUGGUUACAUUUAAACCAGUAAGAGAGAUGGGCUGUACUAGUGCUCUAGGGACAACGGUUUCGACCCAGUAUAAAUAUAGUUAAUUAUUUCAUUGCUUAUUUCGACAGGGAAGUAUUGUGGGGGACUAUUAUGCACUGCAAUGCUGUGCGAUCUGUGCAUUGUGUCAAAUGGCAAGAGAACUCAACCUCCAUGGAAUUUAACCAUCAAAUAUAAACGACAAACUUUUUAUCUUUUAAGACUUUUUGUAAUGGAACAUUAAGUAUUGUUUAGAAUGUAAUUGUUGAUUAGAUCAUUUGUUGUGCCUAUAUCAAACGGUAAAACCAACAAACUAAUAUAUGUAUGUCGAAUUUAAUUUGUGAGACUUAAAGUUUUUGUUUUUAUAUGUUCAAGCAACUUUUCAGAAACUUGGCAGAACACCGUUUUGAAACAUUUGUGUAAUGUUCUAAAACUAUUAGAAGCUUUGUAAAAUAGAAUGUUUUUUUGUUACAUUGUAGCAUGGGACGUUUGUGACAUUUUGACUUUUC